AUGGCCGCCGUUUUCAAGACCUUCGCCCUUGCAUUUCUGCUCAUCCAAGGAGCUCAAAGCAAGGACCACAGCAGUCAUAAUUGCUGCCUUUUGACCGCAGAAGGAUGGAUUCCUAGAAAUGAUUGGACGAAGGCGGUCUGUGAGGAGCGCUGGGGAUCGGUAGCUACCUUUGACGGCGUCAAGUGCAUACAGAAGCCCGGCAACGUGAUCAGUGGUGACGACUUCUUCACUGCGUGUAAGCUUUAUGGGUACAUCAAUGGUUACCAACAAUGGGAGAGGGGUGCUGGAUACCGUGGCACUUGCUCUUGA
Messenger RNA from Colletotrichum acutatum, 309 nucleotides. RefSeq lists its product as uncharacterized. The transcript has 3 exons. Bases 1 to 309 code for a protein of 102 amino acids. The record is from RefSeq and is a predicted model, not a curated record. Lineage: Eukaryota; Fungi; Ascomycota; Sordariomycetes; Glomerellales; Glomerellaceae.